UCCUGUGGCCUCGUCUCUGCGCUGGUUUUCUCUGCUCUUCUCGGUAGCCAUUCUCUCUGGUGACAUGGCCACGGGUUGACAGUUUUUACCUUCUCCACCCUCCUCAGUUGACAUUUUUCUGUAAAAAAGAAAUCAAAAAACACACGAUCAAGUGCAGAUGCUCUGACUGGUUUGGCUCGUUACAUGUUCCCUGGAGGCCACUGAGACUGAAGUCCACAGUAAAAAAGCCCCUCUGGCUCGUUCAACAUCUGUAGCCGACUGUCCAAUGAGAGGCAGCUGCAAAAGUCGAUGUGACCAAUCAAAAGCGAGGAGGUGUCCUUUAACACGUCGCCUGCACAAGGGCUACAUACAAUUUGGUGAAGUUUGAACGGAAACCGUGAAGCGGACCAACACACUUCAGCCUCAUUUUAACAUGGCACCGGCUGGGAUUCGAGCGAUGCCGAAAUGGGAGAGAAAGGUGCGCGCGUUCUUGUGCGUUUUCGGUCUGUUUCUGUCAGUUUACGCGCUCCACGUCGAGCUGUCCCGAGAGUCAAACCCAGAAUACAGGGCGAUGUGCGACCUGGGGGAGUCUGUGAGCUGCUCCAAAGUUUUUACCUCCAGAUGGGGACGUGGUUUUGGUUUGGUCCAGUUCUUUGUGGCCAAAGAUAGUGCCCUGAACCAGCCCAACAGCGUGCUUGGCAUCAUAUUUUACUCUCUGCAGAUGUGCCUUGGUCUGUCACUGUCCAAGAAAGCAGCAAUCUGUUUGGUCCUCUCCUCCUGGGUGUCGGUUGCCGGCUCGCUCUAUCUCGCGUCAAUUCUCGCCUUUGUCCUGGGGGAUUUCUGCAUGGUCUGCGUGUCAACUUACAUUGUCAACUUUGCACUGCUCUUCACCAACCUGAAACGAAGGAGAGCAAUUGAAGGGAUGAAGGAAAAGGCUGGAUAGACUGUGUCACUUGUGUAAUUCAACACCUUGUUUUUUUCUGCUGAGGUGAAGCCACACUGGAUCUGAAAAGCAAUUUUGUUUCCGCAGUUUUUUUUUUCCUCAAAGAAACAGGAGUGAGUGUGCGUCUGACAACUCAUAAGAUGAUUUUCAGAACAGAAAGAUGAUAAAGCAGUUGUAAUUUUUUUUUAAAUCAUUGCAGAUGAUUUCCGAUACAAAAUACACAUUUUUGAGUAGUAUACCUUUUGUCUCCUGUGAUUUAGGCCUGGCUUGUGAAGUCCAGAAAAGUGGAUAUAUACUAUAGUGAACAGUAAAACCUACCUGGUGGUAAAACAAAUCAGAGCCUUAAAAUUACUCAGUCCUACCAGUAGAUGGAGCUAAAUGUCAAAUACUGUUUCAGUUCAAUAAAAAUAAUGUAUUGAGAA
Molecule: messenger RNA, 1344 nt
Organism: Scophthalmus maximus (turbot)
Lineage: Eukaryota; Metazoa; Chordata; Actinopteri; Pleuronectiformes; Scophthalmidae
Gene: vkorc1
Product: vitamin K epoxide reductase complex, subunit 1
Exons: 4
Coding region: 413-922 (169 amino acids)
Biological process (GO): peptidyl-glutamic acid carboxylation; vitamin K metabolic process
Molecular function (GO): vitamin-K-epoxide reductase (warfarin-sensitive) activity
Source: RefSeq, a predicted model, not a curated record